GAGCUUUGUACAAAUACUAAUUUCUCUUUCUUUUCUUCUCUUCUACUAGCUCUAUUUGUUAGUUCAUUUUAAUAACAAUGGCUUCCUUAAGGUGGUUGUUGUUGUUAUUGCCAUUGAUCCUGCUUGAAUCCUUUUCAAGUUCGGUCAUGGCAGCAAAAACAAGGCAUUUUAAAUGGGACGUGGAGUAUAUUCAUUGGUCACCAGAUGGUGAAGAAAGUGUAGUGAUUGGAAUAAAUGGACAAUUUCCUGGUCCAACUAUUAGGGCGCGUGCUGGGGAUAUAAUUGCUGUUGAGCUCACUAAUAAGCUUCAUACUGAAGGUGUUGUCAUUCAUUGGCAUGGAAUCCGACAGCUUGGAACACCAUGGGCUGAUGGAACUGCAGCGAUUUCUCAAUGUGCCAUUAAUCCUGGAGAGACAUUCGUCUAUAGGUUUGAAGUUGAUAAGGCAGGGACAUACUUUUACCAUGGACAUUAUGGAAUGCAAAGAUCAGCAGGACUAUAUGGUUCACUCAUAGUGGAUGUUGCACAAGGUGAAAAAGAACCAUUCCAUUAUGAUGGAGAAUUCAAUUUAUUGCUAAGUGAUUGGUGGCACAAAGGUUCACAUGAACAAGAAGUUGACCUCUCUUCUAAACCUCUUCGUUGGAUUGGUGAACCCCAGACAUUGUUGAUAAAUGGGAGAGGUCAAUACAAUUGUUCAGUUGCGGCGCAGUUUAGCAAACCACCGCUUCCACAGUGCAAGUUAAGAGGGGGUGAGCAGUACGCACCCCAGAUACUGCGUGUGCGUCCCAACAAGACAUACAGGCUUAGGUUAGCCAGUACCACUGCAUUGGCUUCACUCAACUUGGCAAUUGGGGGUCACAAGAUGGUGGUGGUGGAGGCAGAUGGAAACUAUGUUCAACCAUUUUCAGUACACGACAUGGACAUUUAUUCAGGUGAAAGUUAUUCAAUUCUUUUCACCACAGAUCAAGAUCCUUCCAAAAACUAUUGGAUUUCAAUAAAUGUAAGAGGAAGAGAACCAAAAACACCUCAAGGCCUCACCCUAUUGAACUACCUCCCAAAUUCUGCAUCCAAAGUCCCAACAUUACCCCCACCUAUUCCACCCCUUUGGAAUGACUACAACCGUAGUAAGUCAUUUUCUAACAAAAUUCUUGCCCUAAUGGAAUCACCUAAGCCACCACAUUACAACCAUCGUCGUAUUAUUCUUCUCAAUACUCAAAAUAAAAUCGAUGGUUACACAAAAUGGGCUAUAAAUAAUGUGUCGUUAGUCUUACCAACAACACCCUAUUUAGGGUCCAUUCGAUAUGGGAUAAACAACGCGUUUGACACGAGACCUCCACCGGACAAUUUCCCUAAAGACUAUGAUGUCAUGAAACAAGCACCAAAUUCUAAUUCUACAUAUGGCAAUGGUGUGUAUAUGCUAAAGUUCAAUACUACAAUUGACAUUAUUCUCCAAAAUGCAAAUGCCUUAGCUAAAGAUACAAGUGAAAUUCAUCCAUGGCAUUUGCAUGGACAUGAUUUUUGGGUUUUGGGAUAUGGAGAGGGAAAGUUUAUUCAAAAAGAUGUUGAGAAAUUCAACUUGAAGAAUCCACCAUUGAGAAAUACUGUUGUGAUAUUUCCUUAUGGAUGGACUGCACUAAGAUUUAAGGCGGAUAAUCCAGGGGUAUGGGCUUUUCAUUGUCAUAUUGAACCACAUUUGCAUAUGGGCAUGGGAGUUGUCUUUGCUGAAGAUGUUCAUCUUGUCAAGAAAAUACCUAAAGAAGCUCUGGCUUGUGGUUUAACAGGGAAAGUGUUCAUGAGUAGCAAGCAUAAUUAGUUAUUGUUGAAUUAGAAUUUGGUUUUUGAUGAAGUUUAGAUUAGAGGGGUUUUCUUUCUUUUCUUUUUAGUUUUAUCUUUUUGAUGAUUUUUGUAAUUUAAUUCCGGCUCCUGAAGGUGAGAGGAAAUGUGUAGAAAUUGUGUGAUGUGGUUAUUUAUUUUGAGCGUGACUUGUGAUUUAUAUUUAACUUGUUUUUGGAGGUGAAGCAAUAUUAAAUUGUGUGCUAUUAAGAGAAGGGCCUCAAGGUUAUAUCGGAAUGUAUUGAAUUGUGUAUAA
This is a messenger RNA of Lycium ferocissimum, 2087 nucleotides long. RefSeq names its product L-ascorbate oxidase. The record is from RefSeq and is a predicted model, not a curated record. Gene Ontology annotation, cellular component: extracellular region; plasmodesma. Gene Ontology annotation, molecular function: oxidoreductase activity; copper ion binding. NCBI's taxonomy places the organism in Eukaryota, Viridiplantae, Streptophyta, Magnoliopsida, Solanales, Solanaceae. The transcript has 5 exons. Bases 78 to 1811 code for a protein of 577 amino acids.